CGCUCUGUCUGCUUCCUGCUCUGUGCUCAGUGUUUUAGGAAACGUGGCCUUAGACCGUGAAGCUCCAUCAUCAUCAUCAGCAGCAGCAGCAGCAGCAGCAGUGGAUGAAUGAGCAGCACCGUCUGUCACCUCUCGAUCCCGUCUCUCAACUGAACCAUGUCCUCCGACACGGAACAAGUCCCGGCCUCGGCCCCGGAGGCCGCCGCCGCCGUCCUGGACGCCCUGAACGCGACGGACUCCAACGGGACCGAGGCGCUCAACGUUACGGCUAAAUUCGUGGCCACUCCGGAGGGCACUGCGCUGGCGUACGGCAGCCUGGUGUUCAUGGCUCUGCUGCCCAUCUUCUUCGGAGCCCUGCGCUCCGUGUCCUGCUCCAAAUCCAAGGAGCUUGGAGAAAAUGAUUACGAUUCUGGGUUCAGAAAUACAUCAGACAUGCCAGAAACGAUCACCAGUCGAGACGCAGCGAGGUUUCCCAUCAUCGCCAGCUGUACUCUGUUUGGGCUCUACCUCUUCUUCAAGGUGUUUUCUCAAGAGUACAUCAACCUGCUGCUGUCGGUCUACUUCUUCGGCCUGGGCGUCCUGGCUCUGUCUCACACUAUGAGUCCUCUGAUGUCCAGAAUCUUUCCAGAAUCUUUCCCUAACAAACAGUACCAGCUGCUCUUCACUCAGGGCUCCGGAGAGUCCAAAGAAGAAAUAGUCAACUAUGAGUUUGACACCAAGAACCUGGUGUGUCUGCUCAUCAGCAGCGUGGUCGGCGUCUGGUACCUGCUCAAAAAGCACUGGAUAGCCAAUAACCUGUUUGGCCUGGCGUUCGCCCUGAACGGGGUGGAGCUGCUCCACCUGAACAACGUCAGUACCGGCUGCAUCCUGCUGGGGGGGCUGUUUGUCUACGACGUCUUCUGGGUGUUUGGGACCAACGUCAUGGUAACAGUCGCCAAGUCCUUUGAGGCACCAAUCAAAUUGGUGUUUCCUCAGGACUUGUUGGAGAAAGGACUUGAAGCCAGUAACUUCGCCAUGCUGGGUCUGGGUGACAUCGUCAUCCCUGGUAUCUUCAUCGCACUGCUGCUGCGCUUCGACGUCAGCCUGAAGAAGAACAGCAGGACGUAUUUCUACUCCAGUUUCCUGGCCUACAUCUUCGGACUGGGCCUCACCAUCUUCGUCAUGCACACCUUCAAACACGCACAGCCCGCCCUGCUCUACCUGGUCCCAGCCUGCGUCGGCUUCCCCGUCGUUGUAGCACUGUUCAAAGGAGAGCUCACAGAGAUGUUCAGGUACGAGGAGACCCCUCCUGAGCACGCAACAGAGACUAAAGAGGAAACAGAAUCAGAGAAAAAGGACCAAUAACAUCCAUUGCUGCCCCGCCCCCUCCCCCCUCCUCCUCAUCCUCAUCCAGCCUGCUGCCACCACAUUUCACUGAAGCCCCUCCCGCUCCCGCUGCUCCAGCUUCCUGUUGGUCGCUGGGGGAAACGGGACUCAUGUAGCCAACGUUGUUUGUCUCUGAUAACUGCGGGAACGGCUGCUGGUCUCCGUGGUAACGGCUGCUGGUGUUUCUAAUUAAAGGUUGUUUGGUAACAACAUUUGAGACUCGGUGCCUGCCAUGAUUCCUCUCUCUCUGCCUCUCAGCUGCUCGCACACAGGAACGCACAUCAUCGGCUUUUAUCGUACGUUUGUUCGGGAACGCCGUCAGAGUGGUUAAACGGCAGCCGCAGCGUCGUCAGGUCUGACCUUCUUGUGUGUUGGCAGCUCAUUGGCUCAGAUAGACCAGGAAACCAUCAAACCUCCGCCGCCUGAAGGAGCACUUGGUUUGGAAAAUUAACGGUAAAACAAGCGCUCCUGUUUCCUUUGUCUUUAAAGCCUCCAAACAAAGAACCACGGUUCUUCGUGCCAUCCUCCCACAGUCCCACAGUGACCUCCACAGUGUUAACUCUUCAGACGGACACAUCGUGUGGGCGUGGUUCUUUGUCUCCGGGUUUCUUCACUUCCUGGUUUAUUUGGCGCCGGGCCGCCGCUCAUUCUGCCUUCUGCUUUCUCACAUCAGUGUUUUCUGUUGGUUCCACUUUUAUUGUUUCUCCUUCAAGGCCAGAAUUUUAAGAUGAAAAAUCCAGUUUAGAUUUUUUGAUAAUUUCCAGUUAUUUUCUCGCGUCUUGUCUGUUGUGAGAACUCGUCCUGUAGGUGUGACUCAGUCAGCUGUGAUCCGUUCUGUGGAGCGAACAUGGCUUCACAUUCAAACCUGCAGUGUUUGUAGUCGUAUGUCACGGUCAGGCCUCAUCCACACGCACACACCUUUACUUAUACAUCACUUUUUUAUGUGUUUUGGUCUUUGGUCCACACAAUCUGUGUUUAAGUAGAGUUCUGUUGGUUGGAUCAGAUUCAGCUGUUUAAUAUGAAUAUUUGAUAACUCGUUUUUUUUUUUGUCCAUAUAAAGUUUUUAAGUUUGAACGGGAUUCAGUGGUACGUUCAUUGUGACAGUGGUACACACAUUAUAUCGCAAACAAGCUAACGUGCUAACGACAUGUUGGAAAUGUGCUCCAGAUAUCAAACAAGAAGUAUCUGCUUCUCAGCAGAAGAGAGGAGAUAAAGAUAUCUCAGAGUUUCUCCUCCUGUGUCGCUGCAUCACGUCCCUCUGUACCAAAGAGCGCUCUCUCUGCAGCAAAAUCUGGGGACCAAAAAGUCCCCAGAAGUUCACUGUACAGCACACUGACUGACUGACUGACUUGAAGCGAUCUGAGUGGACUGAGGGGUCUCUGACUAACGAUUUGAGUCUGUGACUCUCGAGGAGGCGGCUCUACGUUUAGGCUGACUGAAAACAGACCUGAUAUAAAACUCCAUCUGGGUGAAAAAGUUCAAACUCUCAGUGUUGAUGUGCAGACGGGAAAACCGAGCUUGUCUUGUGACAUCAGAGUGUGCGCGGUUAUCGUGUUUGUAAGGUGUCACAAAUUAAUUUCCUGUGAUGGCAGAUGUGGCGAACGUCGAGCUGGCUGUAACCUGCCAACAGGACGUCAUACACGUUUAACCAUGACUGUACAGUUAACUCUACAGUGAGGACGAUGCAGACAGGCAGCCUUCAGGUGAUCGCUCUGUUCUAAGUUUCUAAAUGACCAACAUCAUCUUCUGCUUCGCAUGGUUUCAGGGUUACGGUUAUAUCGCCACCUGUUGGUUGGCGUGCUCCUGAUGGUGCUUAAGUUGUGUGUUUGCGUUGUAAUGUGGACAAAGUAGUUUGUUUGUUUGUUUUUUUUCAAACAGUGCAAGUGUGGACCGGAUUUGAUUUUUUUUUUAACAGAGGGGUAAAAUUCUGUUUUCAAAACCCCCCGUGUGUGUGUGGACCAGGCGUCAGUGACGGAGGUCGUUUUUGUAUCUGUCAGACUUUGUGUUUUUUCUUUUUUAAACCUUGAAUCCAGUGAAUUCUGAUUAAAAGAUGAAACUGGAGCUGUUCUCUUAUUUUCAGUAAAUCUCAAACCAACAAUGUGUUAAUACAUCUUAAUUUUGGAAAAUGUUACAGGCUGUGAUGUGUCAGAUUAUUUUGUAUGUUUUUCUUUUCUGUUAGUUUCAGGUCUUGAAGGUGGAAAACAUUCAGAGACUCCAGGAUUUGAAAAUGGUUAUCUGCACAAUAUUUGGCUCAAACAUAAAACCCACAGGUGUGGUUCAUUAACGCAGCACGAGUUAUUAAUAACUGUGUGAACCUGAAAGGGUUAAUUUUUUAGAGCGUGCACUCUGCGGAGAAUUUAAAGUUAAAAUAAAAACAGCUGUGGAAACAGACCAAAGGCAUCUGAAGUUUCCCACACAGGUGAGUGUUCACCUGGACAGGACAGGUGAUACAUCUGGACAGGACAGGUGAGCGUUCACCUGCCUGGUUCUUAAAGUUCUGGCCUGUGAGAGGAGACUGAGGAGAGGAGUAAAGGGAGAAGGAGGCACGCUGAACCUCCUCUGCUGAAUAUUUCCAGUCCUCCAAGUCCUCGUUCUCAGGUCUUAUUGGUGGAGAGGCUGUGAGGGGCGGGGCCCUGCGGCCUCCUUAUCCAAUGAGCUGUGAGAAUGAGCUGAGGAGAGGAGUUUAUCUGUUUAUCCACAAACAUUCUCAGUUUUGGGCUUUGAACAGUCAGUCAGACAAAAGAAGACGUUACACCAACCAAACGAUUCAUCAGGAAAACAGUCGUCUGAUUAAAGCUUUGAAAUAAAAGAUGGAUCCGUCACUUCCUCCUCCACCAAACCAGCUCCGGUUCUUCUACUGGUUCUGUUCACGAUUAAUAGAACCUCGGUACGAUCGAGCGAAUCAGCCAGUGUUUCCACCAGUUUCGGUGUAUUGUAUUGAUAACCUGAAACUUUUGUUCUCUUAUUACAGAUAUUUAUAAAUAAAAUUAUUAAAAAUAAUUACUAAUAAAUAAAAAAAUAUUUUUAGCCAAAAAAACAGAUACUGAGACUUCUGCACGCUUUUUUUUCCUGACAGUUUCUCAUUGAUUCUCUGUCGUUGCUUUCUCCAUCCCUUCUGUCUGUGUCGUCACCGUUCAAACUUCAGGUUAACAAAACCUGCUGGUGUUUAGUUCCAGCUGGGGACCAACGUUUCAGGCUCCGACCCAAUUCUUUAAAUUUAUUUCCUUGGUGGAAACGCUCUGAACGGUUUCUCAUUAUGUGUGGGAGCCAGAACAGAACCAGUUCCAUGUUGGUGGAAAAGGGGUCUUGAGACCAACAUCAGAUGUGAGACUUGGGUCCACGUGAAAAUAUCUGAGUUUGAAAUGUAGGAAACAGAAACAGUGCUGUAAACUACAUGUCUCACAAUACCAGUGGCCCUUAAAAGUUUAUUUCUUCAAAAGGUUUUGAAGGUCAGUUUUUUUCUAAACAUAAUGUCAAAAUAAAAUUCAAAUCUAAACGGUGAAAGUCAUCAUUUGGAAUUUUAUACAAACAUAUUGACGUCAUCACAGAACUCACAUUUUUUAGUACAUUUUGAAUUAAUUUUGGAAUUAUUUAACAUUUCGCAAAAUGAAAACCUUUGACUCAGAUUUAACUGCAGCCGCUCUGACUGGACGUAUUCAGCCUCACAAUAUUAUUCUCGAUGUUCUUGGUGUUGUUGCUUUAUUAAGAGAUGCACAGUUUUUGUAUUUUGAUGUAAAAGAUGAAAAGAAAUCCAAGUAUUCUGCUCCUGUUCAGCUCAGUGACUUUCAGUAGCCCCUCAUCAUUUUAAAUAUAACGUACCUGAAAUGUUUUUCAUUUUUCUUUCUCUUUCUCUGGUUGCAUUUGUGUAAGAGGUCGUUUCACGGCUCCGACUGUAUCGUUUAUUUGCAAUAAACUUUUUGGUGUUUUGAUCACCGUAUAGAGAAGCAUAA
Epinephelus lanceolatus (giant grouper) is the source of this 5315-nucleotide messenger RNA. RefSeq names its product histocompatibility (minor) 13 (gene hm13). Gene Ontology annotation, biological process: membrane protein proteolysis. NCBI's taxonomy places the organism in Eukaryota, Metazoa, Chordata, Actinopteri, Perciformes, Serranidae. Gene Ontology annotation, molecular function: aspartic endopeptidase activity, intramembrane cleaving. The record is from RefSeq and is a predicted model, not a curated record. Gene Ontology annotation, cellular component: cytoplasmic side of endoplasmic reticulum membrane; lumenal side of endoplasmic reticulum membrane; membrane.